Xiphias gladius (swordfish) is the source of this 1765-nucleotide messenger RNA. RefSeq names its product SREK1-interacting protein 1 (gene srek1ip1). Bases 166 to 726 code for a protein of 186 amino acids. The record is from RefSeq and is a predicted model, not a curated record. The transcript is spliced from 5 exons. Gene Ontology annotation, molecular function: zinc ion binding; nucleic acid binding. NCBI's taxonomy places the organism in Eukaryota, Metazoa, Chordata, Actinopteri, Istiophoriformes, Xiphiidae.
UGAAGAGGGGAAACAGAACAAGAGGAGGGGAACCCGGUAGUUUCCAGAGCAAAUGUUUCCGGCCGAGGUCAUUUUGAGUGAGGGCCGGUGUUAAGUCGGUACUUGCGCGCUUUGUCAACAAUCCCCAAAGCUUUAUACUCUUUCGUCUUUGCCGUGGAAAACACAAUGGCUGUUCCAGGUCCAAACAAGGACAACAUCAGAGCUGGGUGCAAGAAAUGUGGUUACCCGGGCCACUUAACGUUUGAGUGCCGAAACUUUGUCAGAGUCGACCCCCAGAAAGACAUUGUUCUGGAUGUGAGCAGCACCAGCAGUGAGGAGAGUGAUGAAGACAUACCUACAGCUCAGCGCAAUGAGAAGCUGGGGCGAAGUGGCCAGCGUCGCAGAGGUUCCCAUGAUGAUAAUGAUGCUGACAAUAGAAAAGAGAGGCACAAAUGGAAGAAGAGCAGAGACAGAAAGUCAAGAAAAAGAUCUGUUUCGUCAUCGAGUGACGAGGAGACAACAAAGAAAAAAAAGAAACGCAGCAGGUCCUACUCCUCAUCUGAUAAAGAGAGGAGGAAGAAGAAAAAGAAACUGAAGAGCCAAAAGAAGAAAAGCAAAAAGAACAAAAAGGAGCACGGGAAGCAUCACAAGAAGAGACAGAAGAACAGAAAACAUGAAUCGUCCUCCUCUUCUUCGUCGUCUUCGUCGUCUUCUUCCAGCUCCAGUGAAUCAUCAGACAGUGAUUGAGACAACUUAACUGUAAUUAUUCUCCAGUCCAUGAGGACUGUGUUUAGCAGACAGUGUGUAAAUAAGGCACAUACAGUCAAAGAAUCCAAUGCAGAGAAAGGGAUUUGAAUACCUAUAAAAGUAUAAAAAAAGCACACAGAGUACACUGUACAUUGCAGAUAAAGGCAUUUUGGAAACAUGUACAAAGCCAGGGAACAUAUUCUGAUGUGUUUUUUGGGUCACACUGUAGAGUUAACAUCAAUACAGACCCACAGUCAUUUCACAUUGACAGUUUUUUUGAGUCUUCAGUGACAUGGUGCAGUGUCAUUCAUAUUACUGAAUAUCAGUGUAAGGUUUUUCAAGUCCAAUCAAGAAAUGUAAGGAAAAAGCCUGGAUAUCUUCAGUGUAACUGAGUCCUAUAAUAAGUCUGAAGUUCUAAGUUUCUGGAUGCUGUUCUUUUUUUUUGUUUGUUUGUUUUCUUUUGUUUUUUCUCUUACACACUUUGUUCCUUUUAAUCUUUCUCCUUGAGAUUUUACCAACAAACAUUUUUAAAAUGUCAAACGUGAAUGCAAAACAUGGUUCCACUCUCCACAAUCUCUGGUUUACUGGGGAUAAUAGCUAGGAUCAACAAUGACUAAUAGUUGUGGCUGACAUAAUGGCAACUGUUAACAACAAUCAGCUCAUUUCUUUGUCAGUACUAACUAGUUGGCAGCAGUUGAACCACUGACUACAUCAGUUCACAAAAGAGACUUUGUUUUUCUUUUUUUUAUGUAUAGAAUUGUUUAAAUGUUUAGACUGUACUUUUGCUCAGAUACAAUGAAACUCCUGAUGGUUCCUUAUAAGACAAUGUGGCUGCAAGUAAUGCAAAUGAAUUUUCUCAUUUAACCAACAAUAGCUUUUUGGAAACCAUCUGGACAUUUCAAAUAUUCAUUCCAAAACAUUUAUGUGUUGCAAAAGCUUGUUUAUUUUCUAUUCACAAUUUACCAUGGAUUCAGUCGGCCUUUUUUGGUCCUCCCCAAUAAUCGUUCUUUUAUUAUAAUAAAUAUAUAUUUGUAUCAAA